Messenger RNA from Cylas formicarius (sweet potato weevil), 5568 nucleotides. RefSeq lists its product as uncharacterized. The record is from RefSeq and is a predicted model, not a curated record. The transcript is spliced from 23 exons. Lineage: Eukaryota; Metazoa; Arthropoda; Insecta; Coleoptera; Brentidae. Gene Ontology annotation, molecular function: nucleic acid binding; ATP binding. Bases 1 to 5568 code for a protein of 1855 amino acids.
AUGCAGCCUCCAUCGCAAGAAGUUGCUUCGUUUUAUGAAAGCGAAGCGCCGGUCCUUGAGCAGUCAGUCAAAUGUUCCCAUUCCGAUGCUCUGGAAACUUUGUUUUUAUUGACGAAAUUUCCAACUAGCGAUAAGUCAGCAUUGGGAAUGCAAAUAACUCGACAUAUAAUGGAUCCCUUUGAUCGAGAACUUCGACCCAUUAGUGAAAUUCCACCGACAUACAGAAGUGUAUUUGCCGGAUAUCCAACAUUCAACCGCAUUCAGUCUGCUGUUCUCGAUGAAGUGCUUCAGACUGACAAGUCGUUGGUUAUAUCCGCUCCGACAGGAUCCGGAAAGACUGCUAUUUUCGAAAUGGCUAUGAUACGUGCUCUUUGUCAAAAUGAAAGUUCGGCUUUUAGUGACUUAAGAAUGGUAUACAGUAAGUAUAAAGCAGAAAUUUCAAUCAUUUCAUUACAAUAUAUUUCAGUUUCGCCAAUGAAAGCUUUAUGCCAAGAGAGACACUUAGAUUGGAACAAAAAAUUCUCUAGUUAUGGGUUGAAAAUAAUAUGCAUUACAAGCGACUACGAAAAUUUUAAUAUGCAGCUUAUUUUCUCCAACCACAUAAUUCUGUGUACUCCGGAGAAAUGGGAUAUUUUAACCCGGAAGUGGAGAGAGUAUGGUCAUUUCGUCCGACCUAUAAACUUGUUCAUGAUAGAUGAAGUGCACUUACUCAAUGCCGACGUUAGAGGACCUACACUCGAAGUAGCGGUUUGUCGAAUGAAAACUAUCGAAACCUUCAUGAAUGCAAACAACCCGAAAAUACGCUUUAUAGCAUUGUCAGCAACCAUCGCAAACGUGGAAGAUGUGGCAGAUUGGAUCAGUGGUUCCUGCACUACACAAUACUACAAGUUUUCCGAAGAAAUUCGCCCCGUCAAGCUUAAUAAAAUCGUGCUAGGAUAUCCAAUUAACUCCCAAGUUUCCAGUUUGUUCAGAUUCGAUAUGUCGUUAAGUUACAAACUCCCUAGUCUUAUAUUGAAAUAUUCCGAAGGAAAACCGACCCUGAUUUUCUGCAAUACCCGCAAAAGUGUAGAAAUGACGGCCAAACUUCUUGUCGAACAAUUGCAAAUUCACCUGAGCGAGGUGCAAAAGCAAGCGUUGCUUGAAGUUCUCGCUGAGGUAAAUGAUCCGAAGCUGCAAAAAUGCGCAGUCCACGGAAUUGGUUUUCACCACGCCGGAUUGAUAAUGCAAAAUCGACGUGCAAUUGAAAACGCCUUCAGGGAAUGCAAACUGCCCAUUUUGGUAACGACAAGUACCCUCGCGAUGGGUGUGAAUUUACCAGCACGUCUAGUAAUAGUAAAAACGACAAAAUCGUAUGACGGGAAUGGUCGGUACAAAGAUUACGACGAGAUAUCGCUCUUCCAAAUGAUAGGUAGAGCCGGACGAAUUCAGUUCGACACACAGGGCACCGCCAUCAUAUUAACCACGUCGCAGGAUAAGGAAAAGUAUGAGAAAAUGUUGAAUUGCGCGCAACCGAUAGAAUCGCAGCUUCACAAAUGCCUCAUGGAGCAUUUAAAUGCCGAGAUCGUGUUGAAGACGAUUACGGAUUUAGAUGUGGCAAUGAGGUGGCUUUCUUCAACGUUCCUGUACAUAAGGGCUAGGAAAAAUCCGGAAAAAUACAAACUUCCGCGGGGACUGAAGCCCGAUCAGAUUGACAAAAAGUUGCUAGAGAUAUGUCAGGUUGACCUGAACAAACUCUCAAGCGGUGGAAUGAUUAAAAUCAUGCAAGGAAUAGAAAUUACGCCAACCGUCAUUGGGGAGAUUAUGGCAAAAUACUAUGUGGCGUUUGACACGAUGAAGCUCUUCACAAAGUUAAACGGCAAUGAAAACUUAAUUCAGGUACUCGGUUUGAUUUCUCAGUGUCACGAAUUUUCUGAAAUAUUUUUGAGAGUGAACGAUAAAAAAGUAUUAAAUUUUUUGAAUCACAACUCAUCCAAAGAGGAAAUCCGUUUUCGCCUAAAAGGAAGGAUCAAAACUGUAGAUAUGAAAGUAAAUUGCAUAAUACAAGCAGUGCUCGGCAAUUUAGAAAUCAGCGAGCAAUCAAUAAUCAGCGACUCUCACCGGAUCAUGAGAAACUGCGAGCGUAUUGCGAGAUGUAAUUUUUUUUCUAAUGCUCGCCCGAGAUUAGAAAUCGAUUCGAUUUAUUUUCCAGGUUUAAUUGAAUAUCUGGAGACACGAUCAAACGCCUACCAGGCAUUGCUUAGCGCCAUAAUUAUGGCGAAAUGUUUUCACGCGCAGUUGUGGGAAAACUCUCCCUACGUGUCUAAGCAACUGUCGGGAAUCGGUCCGGUAAUAUCCAGGCAAUUAUCGAAAUCUGAAAAGAACACGUUUCAGAAAAUUGCGAAUACCAAUCCAAGACAACUCGAAAUGAUCACUGCGAAAAAACCACCGUUCGGAAAUCAAAUCAUCGAUCAAGUACAGCAUUUGCCUCGCUACGAAAUAAAACUGGAAGUGAGCGAUACAAAUAUCAAGCUGACAAUCGCGUUGGCCAAUGUUAAUGCUUUAAAAGAAAAGUGCUCGGUGAAUUUCGAGUCGACGAUGACGCUCUUGGUUGGCAAUAGUAAAAACGAAAUUCUUCUUUACGAAAAAUAUACGCAUGAAUGUAUGAUUCAUAAUCCCGAAGUGAUCAGGAAUAUAGAACUUGAAAAAUCGAGUGUUGAAUUUGUGGCCGCGGACUUCAUAAGCGACGAUUGGGUUGGUAUCGAUUGCAGCGCAAAGUGCGAACUAACUAAAAAUAAGCCACCCAAAAAUUAUCAAGAUCCGAAUCCAGGGCAGACAUUUUUGGACAUGUACGCUACAAGACAAAAAGGCAAUAACAACAAAAUUACCGCGACCAACUCGAAAAGCAGAUCGGUAGAAGAAAACCAUUCCGCUAGAAAAAAGAAACCAGUUAAAGAAGCAAACCCGAAAACUCCGACGAAUGCUUCGCUAGAAGAAAAACACACCCUUCCAGAGACUAGCGAACCCGCACUGACAGAAAGUGGCGCCAAGGGAACUAACCGAAAUGAUAACGUCAAUUCUGACUCGGAGGAUCUCUUUCCGGAAGGUGAGAUGGAAAAUUGGGACGAAAUUUUCGACAAAGUUUUAAGUGAACAAAACGCUGCCGAUGAAACGGAAAAAGACAAAUCAAAAUGCACGGACGUUGCAAAAAUUGAUGCUAACGAGAAUAUACCGGAGACGAAAAAAUACAACUUGCAAAAUACAUUCGAACAAUUUUUCGACCCAGAUCUGUUGCGACUGUUGUGUGAAAAAUAUAACUAUAAACAAUCCGAGAAUAUAUCUGAAGUCGAAGAUGUAGCAGAAAAUAACAAACCGAAGAAAAUUGAAAGCGAAAAUGAAAAUUCUAAAUCCUCGCGUGAAACGGAUAACAAACCAUAUUCCAUGGAUAAACCAGAUUCGACUGGAAACGAAAUGCCUUUUGGGAUUAUAGAAGAAAUAGAAAAUAAACAAAUUGAGCAAUCUAGUGAGUUCAACCCAGACAGCGAUUCUUUGCUAGGACUACAGAGCAAGACAAUUCGCUGGCGUUCACCUCUGAUUCAUUCACCACCGAAAUUCGGUUUACUUAAUUUUCCAAAGGUUAAUUCUAGAGAAGUUCACAGGCAGGGCCACACAUUUUCUUACUUUCAAGGAAGUGACGAAACCAACACAACGGUAAGAAGUGUCCGUACUCCGACGCACUCUCGUGAUCGUCAAAAUGAGUCGAGGGGAAAAACAAAAUUUCCACUUAGCGAUCGCGAGUGUUACGAGGCGGAGUUAGCGACCUCGUCAAAACGAAAGAAAGACGGCGAUCCGUUGGACGUCCCCAACAUAUCGAUAGUGGAAAAAAACGAAAAUCUCAAUAUAAGCGAUUACUGUAAUCAACUAAUCAGAUCCCAAAAAUUAAGAGAGAUGGAGCAACGAAAGCCGCGCACCCCAUCUCCCACCGCAAAUAAGUCGCGUCCUUCGCUCGACCAUUCGAAGAAAUUCGAAACUCCAAAUCGAAAUUUAAACAGGUCUCCUCCAUUUGACGGUUAUCGCGAGAACGACCGCGAACAGAUAGCGUUUCAUCCUAACCGAUACCCUUUCCGCGACGCCAAUACUUCGCAAAUGCCAGAAGUGUAUUUGGCACACCCGAACGCCAUUUAUAAACCGCAACAUCGCUACGUUCAAUAUCGUCAAACACCAUACGAAACGUUUUCAACAAACACCACGAAUUGCGCUUGCUGCGAGAAGAAUACUUAUUCUGCUCCUACCAGGAUCGUCGACGACAUAAAUAGUUGUCACCACACCCACCUAAACCGUUUUCAUAAUCCUUAUCUAACGCCGAGCCUACCCUCGGCAAACCAGAGCCUCUGUUUUAAUCGGAUCGAUGAACCAUUAAUGCAAAGUCCCUAUCUCGCUACAAAUCCACACCACCACUGGCCUGAACAUUGCUUUCCGUUAAAACGUAGCCCAUAUGAUGACAUGUGUGAGCAGGAAAACUCCAAACGCGAUGAAUUUGAAGAAGGCUAUCAGGCUAGACAAAUGGAACAUUAUCUAGACCGCAAUGCCCAGCGCGUGAUUGACCCGCGCUUCCCAUACACUGAACGACAUCCGGUUCAACUUUCUAAACCGACACCGAGGUUUGGUAACGAGGAAAACGUGGCGAUGCGAGAUGGUUUCCCUUCCCCGCCCUUCAGUGAUUUAAGUUCCGUCAAUUAUUAUCCUUAUCGGUCGCCGCUGCUGCCACGGAAUGCGGAACACCAAGAGAAGGAGCAUAGAGUGCGCGGCGGUCGCUUUGACCUUACUGGAAACGAUAUUCGCAACUCAUACGGUAAACCACAAAAGCCAAAGUUCUUACCCAAGAACAACGCGGUUUCAAACCAGUUAAAAACGGAGUCAUUUUGUACGACGCGGGCUCCCAAACAAACAUUCGUUGAACAGCAGAGCUUCGAGCAUCGGCUAAACGAAAUGACUGUCCCACAUCAACAGACUCUGAUGUACAGAGGUAUAAUAACUGAUCGGCAAGUAAGACACAAUCGACCAGAUAUAGUGGUUCUCGACAAGAAAAAGAAAGAAGGGUUUCUGAUUGAAGUGAGCAUCCCAUUGGACGAAAAUGUAGCUAAGGUAAGGACCGAUAAAAUUACUAAAUAUCAAGAUCUAGCACACAAGCGAAAAAGCACAUACCACCUUGCAAAGGUAUCCAUAAUUCCAAUCAUAAUCUCUGCAAACGGAAUUGUGGAAAAAGAACCUGCCGAAGUGUUUACAACUUUUGGAUAUAGAAAACUACAAGAAAAUUACCACGCUGGUGCAGAAGGCGACAAUACUGGGCACGUGCAACAUAGUCCGAAGGUGAACGUUACAGUUCGUAGAAUAUGGCAAAAGGAAUUAGAGGCGACUAUGGAGGAGAUCGUAAUAGAUGACGACAAUAACAAUGAAAGUCCCACAGCAGCGGCGGCAGCACCAGAAGUGUCGGGUUCUGUGCCGGUCCGCGUUUCCCGUUGCCGCCGCCGCGGCCUCCGAGGGUGUCAGACGUACAACGACUACGACGACGGCGACGUCAAGCAGCAAUGA